Molecule: messenger RNA, 983 nt
Organism: Ectocarpus sp. CCAP 1310/34
Lineage: Eukaryota; Phaeophyceae; Ectocarpales; Ectocarpaceae
Source: the annotation of a GenBank genome assembly
AUGUACCCACCAACACCAACACCAAAUGUCCUCGCACAAACAAUACUUCCCAAAUACGCUCCACGCAUCAUCAGCUACAAGCGCUACAAGCUGGGCGACGUGAAGGACUUCGACUCCCUCUUCUUCCCGGAGAAGGAAAAGCUGCUCAGGGUGCUGGAGAACUUCGAGGCCAAGAGGGGCAGGUACGCCAUCAGGGGCUACCCGCACAAGCUCGGUUUUCUCCUCCACGGGCCCCCCGGCACCGGAAAGACGAGCCUCAUCAAGGCGCUUGCGUGCCGGACGAGGAGGCACAUCAUCCAGGUUCCCCUGGGCCGGAUCAAGACCAAUGAGGACCUGAUGAAAAUCAUGUUCGACCAAUCGUUCCGCGUGGCCACGCAAGCGCUGCCGGUCCCCCUCAAGCACGAGAACGUGAUCUACGUGUUCGAGGACGUAGACGCCGCGUCCAAGAUCGUCAAGGCCAGGAAGCGCAUCUUGAACAACGAUGACAGCAGCAGCAGCAGCAGCAGCAGCAGCAGCAGCAAGGAGUACGCGGACGCGUACGACGCGGCUCUGGCGAUGACCAAGCACUUCUUUCCCGAGGAGAGCGAGAGCCUCACCGACGAGCAUAAGAAACGCCUCCAGGACGUCUUCAGCGACGAGGCCGUCGCGCUGAGAAGGAGGCCCGCUUCGAACUACGGCGGCGGCGACCGCGGCGAGCUCACGCCCGCGACGAUGGAGAAGGUGCUGGGAGAGCACGAAAAAGUUGACGACUUCCUGGAGGCGCUUGAGGCGUUCGCUCUGGAGAAGCCGGCCAGCGGUGGCGGUGACGGUGGCGGUGGCGGCGGCGUCCUACCCAAGGAUCAGCUCGGGCUUACCCUGAGCAGCGGGGUGGCGAAGGUGGACGACAGCGUUGAAGGAGAUGAGGAGGAGGGCGCAGGAGAGACCCCAGUGCUCGUGCCUGCUGGUUUCAAAAACGAUGACUAGUACUAGAUGAAUAGAGCUGA